Molecule: messenger RNA, 544 nt
Organism: Ostrinia furnacalis (Asian corn borer)
Lineage: Eukaryota; Metazoa; Arthropoda; Insecta; Lepidoptera; Crambidae
Product: cuticle protein CP14.6-like
Exons: 2
Coding region: 90-431 (113 amino acids)
Source: RefSeq, a predicted model, not a curated record
GUUCUAUAUAACGUUGGAUUUUUGAUCUAAUAAUUCAGUCAAUUUAUUAUAUUAUUGAGAACAAAACGUUAGUAGCUAUAAAAAUAAAAAUGAAGCUGUUCAUAGUAGCCGUAUGCCUCAUCGCAGCUGCCUCAGCCGCGCCCAGCACCUCCACAGCCACUGCGGCGAGGCGAGCUUUACCAGCGGUCCAGCACGAAGAAGUGCACGACGAGUUCGGCCAGUAUGCGCUGAGAUACGUCACCGCUGAGGGGACCAUCGUCUCCGAGAGAGGUCGCCUAGUCCCAACCUCGAAUGGGGCGCACGUACUUGUGGUCGAGGGAGAAACCUCGUUCAUAGGCGAUGACGGCAAGACAUACGUCACCAAGUACAGCGCAGGACUUGAUGGAAUGCGCGUAGAAGGCGCUCACCUCCCAGUGGACACAGCUGCAUAAGAUAUAACUUGAUUGCAUCAUGUCAAACUCAAUAUACUACUGCAAAAGUUGUGAACGCGAACAGCCAAGGAGAAACGUUUUGUAAAAAUAAAUUAUUUAUUCAUGUUACUGUA